ACGACGAUGUGCUUCUCUCUUUCACGCCCGUUUCAGUAGUCCGACGGUCACCCUCAAAUAAACCGUACCCCGCUCCACCUUUUCUCCCUGGCUUCGUCUCCCCUUUUGGUUUCUGAUCCCCUCUCUCGCUCGCUCGCUCUCAUAAACCCUGAUUUGGAGCGAUGGAGACACCUGAGUACUUCCACGGCGGCUUCUACCGCGGCGGGAACCCGCAGUGCGGACCGGAGAAAAAGGCCGGCGGCUGUGGCGGAGGUGGGGAGGACCAGUUCUCCCUGGAGGACCUGCUCGACUUCUCCAACGAGGAGGAGGACGAGACGGGAGGUACGCUCGCCGCCGCCGGGAACUCGACCGACUCCUCCACCGUGACCGCCGUGGAUAGCUGCAGCAACUCCUUCUCCGGCCUCGAGCCGCAUUUCUCCAACGACCUCGUCUGCCGGAGCCUCGCCGAUGCCAGCCGUUCCGGCGACCUGUGCGAGCCGCAGUACGAAGAGCUGGCGGAGUUGGAAUGGCUUUCUAAUUUUGUGGAGGAAUCCUUCUCCAGCGAAGACCUCCACAAGCUUCACCCCAUCUCCGGCGUUAGUUCCACCACCACCGGCUCCUCCUCUACGACCACCGCCGCGGCAGCUACCCGAGCUGAGGUCUCCGCUCACACCCAGGUCGCCGCCGGUGGCCGCGUCAACCACGUGGCCCCCUUCCGUCCCGAGGCGAUCGUCCCCGGCAAGGCGCGGAGCAAGCGCUCCCGCGCCGCACCCUGUAGCUGGUCCUCCCGGCUGCUUGUGCUCUCCCCAUCCCUGGCGACCGCCUCGUCGCCGGAGUCGGAGCUCAUCGUGCCCGCCAGCGCCGCCGCGGCCUCCGCUGGCGGCGGAGGAGGAAAGAAGGCGGUGAAGCCGGCGUCGAAGAAGAAGGACCUGACGGCGGGCACCGCCGUAGCGGCGGGGGACGGGCGCAAGUGCCUGCACUGCCAGACCGACAAGACGCCGCAGUGGCGGACGGGACCAUUGGGCCCCAAGACGCUGUGCAACGCCUGCGGCGUCCGCUAUAAGUCCGGCCGCCUCGUACCGGAGUACCGCCCGGCCGCCAGCCCCACCUUCGUGGUCUCCAAACACUCCAACUCCCACCGGAAGGUGCUCGAGCUCCGCCGCCAGAAAGAGCUCCAGCAGCAACAACUCUUCCACGCCGGCGGCGUCGCCUCCUUCUACGACGGACCCAUGCCGGUGGCCGCCGCCGCCGACGACGACGACGACUUCUUGAUCCACGGCCCCGACUUCCGGCAUCUCAUCUAAUGGUGUAAUCUUAGGAGGGACCGAUCGCGUCGAGGGGCCAAACAACAAAAAAAGCUCUCGCAGCUCUCGUAGAAAUUAAUUUAGAAGGAUUUAGGCUCUUUUUCAUGCUUUUUCCUCUUUAGCAUCUCUUCAAUGUCCUCCAUUUUUUCCUAAUCAGCUCCUUUUACUAGAAAUUAAUCUUAGGACAAAUUGAGUUGUAGCUCGAACAUUUCUUCAUUCCACACAAAAAGAAAUCAAGAAAUGAGACAACUUGCAAGUCUUUCA
This is a messenger RNA of Musa acuminata subsp. malaccensis (wild Malaysian banana), 1547 nucleotides long. RefSeq names its product GATA transcription factor 12-like. Gene Ontology annotation, cellular component: nucleus. Gene Ontology annotation, biological process: cell differentiation; positive regulation of DNA-templated transcription. The record is from RefSeq and is a predicted model, not a curated record. Gene Ontology annotation, molecular function: zinc ion binding; sequence-specific DNA binding. Lineage: Eukaryota; Viridiplantae; Streptophyta; Magnoliopsida; Zingiberales; Musaceae.